Molecule: messenger RNA, 2709 nt
Organism: Nelumbo nucifera (sacred lotus)
Lineage: Eukaryota; Viridiplantae; Streptophyta; Magnoliopsida; Proteales; Nelumbonaceae
Product: Tetratricopeptide repeat (TPR)-like superfamily protein
Molecular function (GO): mRNA binding; protein binding
Source: RefSeq, a predicted model, not a curated record
AACCCUAACUAUUUAUAGAUUUUGAGCUUCUAUUCUCAUGAUUCAACUCAUGCGUAUCUUAUGACCAGAAAAGUUCUGGAAUUCUUCAGUGGACUAAGAAGAAACGCAAGAUUUCCUGAUUCAUGGACUUGCAACAAGUUGCUUCACCAGAUCAUCACCUCGAACUGCGGCGAUUUAUCUUUGAAGAUUCUGUUCGAUAUGAUCUCCAGAGGAUAUACUCCUCAUCUCUCUUCCUGCAAUUCGAUAGUCGGGUUGUUCUGCAAAAUGGGUAAUCUGAAAUCGGCUGAAUGGCUUAUGAAAUUGAUGCCAAGUAUCCGUUGUGUCCCCGAUAUUGUUAGUUACAACUGUUUAGUUGAUGGGUACUCUCGCGUUGGGGAUUUAGAGGGAGCUUCUUUGAUCAUGAACCGGAUUCGAAGAGGUGGGUGUAAGCCUGACUUGGUUACUUUUAACAUUUUUAUUAAUGGGUUCUGUAAACUUGGAAUGCAGAAAGAGGCUUUUGUUUAUCUGGGUUUAAUGUGGAAAUGCUACUUACCAAGUGUGACUACUUAUAGUACAUUGAUUGAUAUGUUCUGUAAAUUAGGGAAUUUAGAUAUGGGCUAUGCAGUGUUUAGGGAUAUGACUAAUUCCGAAAUAUCUCCCAAUUUGGUUACUUUUACAUGUUUAAUUGAUGGGCAUUGCAAAAAUGGCAGUUUGGAAAUUGCAUUUGAGUUGUAUGAGAAAAUGUUCAAGUUGUCACUUACUCCAAAUGUUGUUACUUACACUGCAAUGAUUGAUGGACUUUGUAAGUGUGGGAUGCUAGAAAGAGCUGAUCGUUUGUUUGAAAGGAUGUUGGAGGAUGGUAUUCGACCCAAUCCAGCAACUUAUACCUCGAUGAUAGAUGGACACUUCAAGAAAGGGAGUAUGGAUUCAGCCAUGAAAUAUGUAGCCCGGAUGCAUGAACAGGGGAUUAGACUUGAUGUAGCAGCAUAUGGAGUAGUCAUCUGGGGCAUGUGCAGUAAGGGUCGGUUGGGUGAUGCAAUAGAGAUUAAGGAAAAGAUGGAGAGGAAAGGGUUGAAACCAGAUGAGAUAAUUCUAACCACAUUUAUAGAUGCAUAUUUUAAAUGUGGGAAUGUGAAAGCAGCAUUAGAUAUAUAUAGGGAAAUGGUGGAUCGGGGAUUUGAUCUGGAUGUUGUAACUGCUUCAACAUUGAUGGAUGGGCUAUCCAAGCAAGGUUUUUUCCAAGAAGCAAGAGGAUAUUUCAGCAAAGAGAAGGCAAACAAAAUUACAUACACUGUGCUAAUUGAUGGGCUGUGCAAGCAAGGGAAUUUAGAUGAAGUGGAGGUGGUCUUUAGAGAGAUGUCAGAGGCAGGAUUCCUUCCGGACAAAUAUACAUACACUUCUUGGAUUGCUGAGCUCUGCAAGCAAGGGAAUUUGGUGGAAGCAUUUAGGCUAAAGAACAUAAUGGUUCAAAAGGGUAUUAGUCCUGAUCUAUUCACUUUUAGCUCCCUUAUUUGGGGUUUGGCUAAUAAGGGGCUAAUGAUUGAAGCAAAACAGGUGUUUGAGGACAUGCUGAAAAGAGGAAUAAUUCCUGACUUGGCUGUUUGUCAGGUUCUUAUCAAGGGAUACCUGAAGGAAAAUAAUAAGGCUGCAAUUUCAGGCCUGUAUGAUGAGAUGAGAAAGAGAGGAGUUAAAGUAACAAAAGCUGUAGAUGAAGCUGAAUGAUUGUGACACCAGAACUGGAAGUUGGAGGUUUUUCACUACCUGAAUCCUCUUUGAAGAUCUUUGGUUGAGGCUACCUUAUGAGUUAUCUCCUUCACAUUAAAAGAUCAUAAAACUAUUAAAAUACAAUGUUGAUUCCUCCCAGGAUAUGAAUUGGAUCUUCAGUUUGGACUUUUUGAUGGACUGGUCUGAGUGUUACUACAGUUCUGGUGAGAAAAAAGAGGUGAUGCUCAUGUCUCUUCACUUGUCUAUUUGAUAUGAUAAUUAUGUGGUAUUGGAUAAAGCUAUUAAGUAUGAAGAUGAACAACAUAUCCUUGAAUUUUGGUCAGCAUAAUGUCUUAUUUUUCUAUGAGAUGCCAAGAUAUGUAGUGGUGAAGUCUCUGGAAAUUUUAUUUGUAAUCCCUGUAUAUAUUUUGAUCAUAAGAUAUCCAUAUGUAUUCUUUUAUUUUUACGUACUCAGUUUCAUAUUUCUUUUGAAACUUUGUUUGUAUGCUUAUAAACACUCAAUAAGACUUCACCAAAAAAAUCCAAAGUUAUUGUUAAACAGUGGAUUAGGAGAUCUCAAGUGUAUUUGGGGAUUAUAUCUGUGAUUGGUGAAUGAAUUGUAAAUCUGAAUAAUUAGAUUUUGGGUUAGGUAUCAUUGCUACUUGCUAGCCUAAAUUAUGGUUUGUAAAGCAUGUAUUAUAUUAUAUAAUACACUUCCUUUAAUAAUAAAAGUUUCAGUUACUAAUAAGAAAAAAGAGUAAUGGUGCUUUAUUGAUAUUCUAUUUAUGUUACACCUGCACCAAAAGAUCAAAUCCUUUGAAUUUAGAACUAUUGGUGUGUGUAAAUUCAUAUAUGCAAAUGUUAAUAGACAUGAUGGGUUUGGGUUGUGUUGAUGAUUGGUGUGGCUCAGUAAUUCAACAAUCCACAAAUUGCUCCACACCUUUCAUCUUGCUGAAAUUUAGGGAUCAUGUUCCCAUUUUCUUCUCUAUAAAAGGAGCUUCCAGGGAGAGAUCAAAUGGUGUGGUG